GUGACGUAGGUCAGCCAUUACUGUUUUGAUUCUUUCUCAAUCGAAAGCGACGAAAUUGAUUUUAGUGUGGAAUUCAGCGCGUCAAGCUAACAAAAAUGAAUCGCUUAUUUGGACGAGGCAAGCCAAAAGAACCUCCACCAAAUCUUAAUGACUGUAUUUCAAAUAUUGACAGUAGGGGGGAAUCCAUUGAUAAGAAAGUAGCCAGAUUAGAUGCUGAAUUAAAGAAAUAUAAAGAUCAAAUGAAGAAAAUGAGGGAAGGACCAGCUAAGAAUACAGUCAAACAGAAAGCUAUGAGAGUUUUAAAGCAGAAAAAAAUGUAUGAAAGUCAGAGAGAUCAGCUAUCAAAUCAAUCAUUUAAUUUAGAACAACAGAAUUUUGCAAUUUCUUCUUUAAAAGAUACAAAAACAACUGUUGAUGCUAUGAAAGUUGGAGUAAAAGAUUUUAAAAAGGCUUACAAACAUGUUAAUAUUGAUCAAAUUGAGAAUAUGCAAGAUGAAUUAGAAGACUUAAUGGAGAUGGCAGAUGAGGUACAAGAUGUUAUGGGUAGAAGUUAUGGUAUGCCAGAAGUAGAUGAUGAUGAAUUAGAAGCUGAGUUAGAUGCUUUAGGUGAUGAAAUAGGUUUUGAUGAAGAUACCACCUACUUAGAUGAUGCUGUAGCAGCACCUUCAGCACCUGUUGGUGAUCCUGGUGAUAGUAUGAGGGGAGAUGUACCAGUGGAUGAAUUUGGUUUACCACAGAUUCCUCAAAGUGCUAAAUGAUGACCUUUAUAUGUUAUUUUAUUACCAUGAACCAACUUAUUGUUAUGUAAAUAUUAUUAAUAUUAUAAUUUAUCAUAUUUUCAUACUGCUUAUUGAUUUUUAUUCAUCUACUGUCUUGUAAUUUAAUUCAUCCAUAAUUAAUAUAUGUUUAAUUUAUGUGGUUUUCAAGAAAAAAACAACAUAUUUAGCACAAUUGUAUUUUGCUGAAAGGCAAAAUUUAAGAUUCACAGCUUUAACAGAAUGGCAGUUAAUUUUGUAUUUGGUAGUAAAAAGACAAAGUUAGAAUCUUAUGCACCUGAACACUCUUUGUGGCCGACACGAUUCUUGAGUAAAAUCUUAUUGUUUUAUUGUCUGCAAGACAGACUGUCAUCAUCCAAUCAGAUUCAUUUUCCUUUCAAUUGCAUGUGAUUAUCGACGUACUGGAGAAGGACCAACUGGAGAAUUUUUGUCUUCUCGUGUGCCAGCAACCGGUCGGUGAAACUCUUAACAAGACUCUAGUUCUAGUCCUUAAAAAUACGAAGUUUUGCUGAAUGUUUUUAUAGCUGUGGAAAUUAUUUUUGAUUGAAAGAAAAUUUUUAACUAAAGCAUCAGAUAGAAUUUACUUUCUCUAAUAUGUAAUUAAACUAUGAAUAAUUGAACAGGAAUAUGACGAACUUUCUAUCAAGGGAAUUAACUCUGUAUGUCAUCACUACCAAUAUUAUGUAUUCUUUAUUUCAAUAAUUCUUUAAUAAAAAUUUUGAAAUAAAUUGGAAAGGGACAGAUAAUUAUCAUUUAAAGGUAUAAUUCAGUUUAUUAGCACUGUUUUAGAGUCAUUUGAUAGCAUUUUUUGUUAUGUACAUUUUUUUUUUUUGUAAAUAUAUGAGUGUAUUUGUGAAUACAAAACCUGGUUUUCUC
Molecule: messenger RNA, 1652 nt
Organism: Lottia gigantea (owl limpet)
Lineage: Eukaryota; Metazoa; Mollusca; Gastropoda; Lottiidae
Exons: 7
Coding region: 96-758 (220 amino acids)
Biological process (GO): vesicle budding from membrane; late endosome to vacuole transport via multivesicular body sorting pathway
Cellular component (GO): multivesicular body
Source: RefSeq, a predicted model, not a curated record